CCAGGCUGAUGAUGCAGGGGCUCCUCGCCCCCUCCCUUGGUCGCCGGCUGUCGGUCCUUUUGUCAGUCUGCGUCUGGGGAAGGGGCCAGGGGCUCACUCUGGCCUGGGGGGCGGGGGCCGUCCAGGCUCUGAUCGUCCUCUUGCCCCCGGCUCCAGCGACGCGGCAGGACCCGGCUGACUCCCCACCGCGGCCGUUCCUCUUUCCCGUCCCUCUGGCGAUCUCCGGCACGGGAGGGGUGUCCGCGCCGCCGCCCUCCCCGCGUGGGCCUAGGUCGGUCUCAGCCGGGCACCGCCGGGACGGCCCCGGCGUCUGACAGGCUGGGCUGGGGGAGGGAGAGGAUGGGCGUGAGGGUGCAGACCCGGGUAUCAGUCCGGAGCCGCCGUCUCCAGAAAGGCUUCUAAAUUUAGAUUUCUGAGAAGACUGUAUUGUCUGAGCGUUUGUCUGAGCCGCCUCGGAAGACCUCUGGCUCUUGGCUGGUAAUUCCCGGGAAUCUACCUGUGCUCCUGCCUCAGGAAGUCAGAGGGACCGUCUCGGCUGAGUAUACACAAGCUCCGGACCAAACAGAAGCGGGAACAGGGUGAACCGGGAGGCGGCUACGUGACCAGCUUUCUUGUCCUCUCCUUUCUGGCAGGUACAGACCACUGGGAUUCAGGCGAGUUUACUUUGCUCCGUGGGAACUACACCAGAUCUGGAGGUCUGAAAAAGAACUGUGUUUGAUAUGCAGAUAUGAUAGAAGACUGCCUGAAAGCUGCUUCCUUUGCCACUUCCUGUGGAGGCCUGUCUUUGCCAUUUGCGGUUUCUUUCUUCUUUUGGUCAGCACCUUGCAAGGAGGUGGUAACAUCCAGUUGUGAAACUGGGAAAAGCCAGAGAUCUUGGAUCAGGGAAACAUGUCCCGUCGGAAACAGACAAAUCCAAAUAAAGUUCACUGGGAUCAAGUAUUUGCUGGGCUAGAAGAGCAAGCCCGCCAGGCGAUGAUGAAAACUGAUUUUCCUGGAGACCUUGGCAGUCAGCGACAAGCUAUCCAACAACUAAGAGAUCAGGACUCCAGUAGCAGUGACAGUGAGGGAGACGAAGAGGAGACCACACAAGAUGAAGUCUCUUCCCAUACGUCAGAGGAAGAUGGAGGAGUGGUCAAAGUGGAAAAAGAGUUAGAAAAUGCAGAACAGCCUGUUGGUGGAAAGAAAGUGGUAGAGCAUGAGGUCACGGAGAAUUUGCAUUCUGACCCGUUACUUGGACUCUGCCAAUGUCCCCUCUGCCAGCUCGACUGUGGGAGUCGGGAGCAGCUGAUUGCUCACGUGUACCAGCACACUGCAGCCGUGGUGAGCGCCAAGAGCUACAUGUGUCCCGUCUGUGGCCGGGCCCUCAGCUCCCCAGGGUCACUGGGUCGCCACCUCUUAAUCCAUUCGGAGGACCAGCGGUCUAACUGUGCUGUGUGUGGAGCCCGUUUCACUAGCCAUGCCACAUUUAACAGUGAGAAACUCCCCGAAGUCCUUAAUAUGGAAUCCCUACCACCAGCCCACAGUGAGGGCCCCUCCAGUGCUGAGGGGAAGGACAUUGCCUUUAGUCCUCCAGUGUACCCUGCUGGAAUUCUGCUUGUAUGCAACAACUGUGCUGCCUACCGGAAGCUGCUGGAAGCCCAGACCCCCAGUGUCCGCAAAUGGGCCUUGCGUCGGCAGAAUGAGCCUUUGGAAGUCCGCCUGCAGCGACUGGAACGAGAGCGCACAGCCAAGAAGAGCCGGCGGGACAAUGAGACCCCCGAGGAGCGGGAGGUGAGGCGCAUGAGGGACCGAGAAGCCAAGCGCCUGCAGCGCAUGCAGGAGACGGAUGAGCAGCGGGCACGCCGGCUGCAACGAGACCGGGAGGCCAUGAGGCUGAAGCGAGCCAACGAGACCCCCGAGAAGCGGCAGGCCCGGCUCAUCCGGGAGCGGGAGGCCAAGCGGCUCAAGAGGAGGCUGGAGAAAAUGGACAUGAUGUUGCGAGCUCAGUUUGGCCAGGACCCUUCUGCCAUGGCAGCCUUAGCAGCUGAAAUGAACUUCUUCCAGCUACCUGUGAGUGGGGUGGAGUUGGACAGCCAACUCCUGGGCAAGAUGGCCUUUGAAGAGCAGAACAGCAGUGCUCUGCACUGAAGCCAUACCCUCCUGCCUGCCUUCCCGCUCACCACCCACCCGAGCCCACAGGGAUCCGUACUCAGUCACCCUCAGAUCCUGUCCUUGUAGCGGAUGCAGGCCCGGGUUUGUUGCAGGUGAACCUGCAUACCCCUUGCAUGUGGGAGCAGGAUGAUGGGGUCAGGAGGGACCCGGCUCCAGGCAGCUGUGGACGAGGGAGCAGGCACUCCAGACACUUCAACUCUCCAGCCCACUGCUGCAAGGUCUGCGCGUGGGACUGUGGGGUCCCAGUGCGGCCCGCGGAGUCAUGAGGGCAAAUAAAUUAAUUUUAUCUUUACUGCCCUUUCCUGCUCUUCUCUUGAUUUCAUUCUAGCAAACGAAGUGAUCUAAGACCUGGAUGGAAGUUUUCAGACAGGAACUUCUAGUGAUUGUCUUUUUCCAAGGGAGGGUGCUCCUCCACUUAGGCUCUCCAAGCAGAGAUCCCUUAUCUGGCCUUCACAAGUUAAUGACAACAUUGAGAAAGAACUGAUGCCAGCUUUGUGAGGGUCCAUGCUCACAACCCUAAUGAGGCUCGCCUGUGGUCCCAAGAGCUAUUUCAACUUCGCUUUCCUUUUCUAAACUCGGAAGUAGACACCUUUUCUCAUGACUGGGGCUUCCCUGAUAGUUCAGUUGGUAAAGAAUCCGCCUGCAAUGCAGGAAACCCUGGUUCAAUUCCUGGGUUGGGAAAAUCCGCUGGAGAAGGGAUAGGCUACCCACUCCAGUAUUCUUGGACUUCCCUUGUGACUCAGCUGGUAAAGAAUCCACCUGCAAUGUGGGAAACCUGGGUUUGAUCCCUGGGUUGGGAAGGUCCCCUGGAGAAGGAAAGGAUACCCACUCCAGUAUUCUGGCCUGGAGAACUCCAUGGACUGUAUAGUCCAUGGGGUCGCAAAGAGUCGGCCGCUGACUGAGCAAUAUUGAGCAUACCUUUUCCAAACUCAGAAGCGGACACCUUUCCUCAUGACUGGCACUUGCUAAAGAGGAUGCAGUAUUUAGACUAGGUACCAACUACUUUGCCCAGCAGAAUUCAGUCUGCCAAACUUAAAAUUCUACCCUAGACAGCAGUCAUUUGCAUUUAGGGAUACAGUCAUAGAAACAGCUGCAAUAUUAAGGUAUGUAGUGCCAGGGAACUCAAUAUUUGAGAGAAGAGGUUAACAGCCCAUCUUUUUAUGUAGUCCCCAGAGCCAAGGUAGGAUAAUAAAACCCACUGAGGAAAAUCCAGAGUUAAGGUGAUACUGAGAGCUCAAGUCAGUAGUGGUCAAGACCGGAGCAAAAUGACGACUACAGCAGUCUGUAUGGCUGCCAAACCAUGGAGGAGACAAGAGCUGAGGUCAUUUCUAAAAAGCCGCCUGUGAUGGUACACAACAAGCACAAAACUUUCCUUAGCCCGCACCAAAGGUUGUGUACAGUUUAGAUAAUUAUAGAUCCUGAGGUCCAGAAGGAAGUGCCCUAGUUAAGUUGUAGCCAGAAAAAUAACUAUGCCAGGAAUGUGGACCUCUUCCAAUAUCAUAACAAGGAAACUUGGACUCCUCCCUGAUCUCUGUAGGUUCAAGGCUACUUAAAGAGUGUUAACUGACCCCCCACCAAACUAGGGUUAAUUCCUACCAGGCUGGCUGAAAUACUUGUUUUGAAAAAUACAAAAAUUUGAAUAAGCCUAUUACAAAGUACUGGACAUUUUAAAGAAAAUAUUUAUUUGAGCCGAAUGGCUUCCUCACAGAGCCCCACACUGGAAGUUCUACCUGGGAUGUUUCAAAAAUGGUUGCACACUCAUUGUGUCAAAGAUUGUUCUGAGCACUUUCAUGGAUUAUCUCAUUUAAUUUUUACAACAAACCAUGAGUUAACACAAACUCAGGAAUUAGGUGCCUGGAUUUAACAUUCUGUACUGCUAAUUAAUAGCUGUGUAACUUUUGGCACAUAUUUAAACCUCUUUGUUUUCCCACCCACAAAAUGGAAAUAAUAAUACCAGCAACAAGUAGUUGUUAAUAUAUAAUGCACGUAGAUUUUGUG
Dama dama (fallow deer) is the source of this 4149-nucleotide messenger RNA. RefSeq names its product zinc finger protein 821 (gene ZNF821). Gene Ontology annotation, biological process: regulation of transcription by RNA polymerase II. Bases 889 to 2127 code for a protein of 412 amino acids. Lineage: Eukaryota; Metazoa; Chordata; Mammalia; Artiodactyla; Cervidae. The transcript has 8 exons. Gene Ontology annotation, molecular function: DNA-binding transcription factor activity; RNA polymerase II cis-regulatory region sequence-specific DNA binding. The record is from RefSeq and is a predicted model, not a curated record.